AAAACUGUUUUUUUUCCACAAAAUAAAUCAGAAAAAAAAAAAGUAAUAAGCCAAUCCUCGUCGGAGAAACUAAUCCUUGUGACCCGUGAACCCGAUGGAUUGCGACCAUCACCAUCAACGGACCCCCGUCUCUCAACUCGUUGACUCUGCGCAUGAUGACAGACCUGGCCCAAGCGUUCAAGGCCCUUGGAAAAGACGACUCGGUUCGGGUCAUCAUUCUGUCAGCGUCAGGACAAACCUUCUGUUCAGGCGUGGACUAGACGGCGGCAGAGCAAGUUUUCAAGGGUGACGUGAAGUGCCCAGACUCAAACCCGGUUUUCCAAAUGGAACAGUGCCCCAAGCCCAUUAUCGGGGCUAUCAACGUGUUCGCCGUGACUGCUGGGUUCGAGAUCUCCCUCGCUUGUGAUAUUCUGGUUGCCGUCAAAGGAGCCGAGGUCAUUGAUAUUCAUACCAGGUUUCAUUUUUUUUCUUUUGAUAAAUACUAAGUAGUUUGUGAAACUGUAGUAGGUAAAUUUGUUAUCUGGAUAAACAUGGUAAAGAUUUGGGACAUGACAACGAUAAAGAAUCGAAUCUUAAAAAAGCUUCCACGCAUUAUAGGACCAAAUAAGGCUCGUGAAAUAUCGUUAACAGCCAUGCCUUUGACGGCAGAGCAGGCUGAGAAGUUGGGGUUUGUGAAUUAUGUUGUUGAGGAAAGUGAAUUGUUGAAGAAAGUUCGACAACUUGCUGGAGCAAUUGUGAAGAAUAAGCAGGACCUGGUAAUUAGGUACAAAUCUGUGAUCAAUGAUGGAUUCAAGUUGGAUCUCCAUCACGGUCUCGCCUUGAGAAGUAGAGGGCUCAUAAGUUUUACAAAGGAAUGACCACAGAACAGUUAAAGAAGAUGCAGGAAUUCAUAACUAGAUGGAGUUCCACAAAACCAUCUUCCAAGUUGUAAUCCAUGGAUGUUCUUUCUUCCCGUUUAGUCACUGUUGUAAAAAGGAAAUGUUAAUAAAUUCUUGGUUGCUGGAAGAGCCUCUUUGUAAUGAGAACUGCUCUUUCAAUUACAUAUCCCAAAAAAAAAAAAAAGGCCCUGCCAUUACAAGGUUGCCGAGGUUUGGUUUUCAUCAUAA
Durio zibethinus is the source of this 1106-nucleotide messenger RNA. Its product is annotated as putative enoyl-CoA hydratase 1, peroxisomal. NCBI's taxonomy places the organism in Eukaryota, Viridiplantae, Streptophyta, Magnoliopsida, Malvales, Malvaceae. Gene Ontology annotation, cellular component: peroxisome. The record is from RefSeq and is a predicted model, not a curated record.